Molecule: messenger RNA, 1108 nt
Organism: Drosophila grimshawi
Lineage: Eukaryota; Metazoa; Arthropoda; Insecta; Diptera; Drosophilidae
Product: trypsin alpha
Exons: 1
Coding region: 1-924 (307 amino acids)
Biological process (GO): proteolysis
Molecular function (GO): serine-type endopeptidase activity
Source: RefSeq, a predicted model, not a curated record
AUGCGCGAUAAGCGUAAAGAUAUCUUUGCAUGGCUUGCCUAUAAAACUUGGCAGCAAAAUUCUAUCUGGGUAGUCAGCUAUUUGGAGAUCAUCAUGCAGCGUAUUCGAUUGUUACUCCUCCUCCUCAUCGCCUCCGUCACGCUAGCCGCCGCGCAGGAGCAGGAACUACCAGCGCAGCCAGGACCACAGGAUGGUCGCAUUGUCGGCGGCUGGGAGACAAAGAUCGAACACUUUCCGCACCAGGUGUCGCUGCAGUUGAAAGGACGUCACAAAUGUGGCGGCACCAUAUUGUCAUCCAGCAUUAUUCUCACCGCCGCCCAUUGUCUGCCCAUGUUCACUAAUCCAAAUGAGUAUGCCAUACGUGCUGGGUCCACUCUGUGGUCAAGUGGUGGCAGCUAUGUUCGUGUUCGCCAAAUCAUUCGACACGAGCAAUUCAAUGCACCGACGCUUAUGAAUAACGAUAUCGCCAUGGUGCUGCUCCAGCAGCCGCUCAUAUUUAGCCCCAGCAUACAGCCCAUUGAGAUUGUGGCGCCGGUGGAUAUGGUGCCGGCAAAGGCGCAACUCUUUGUCAGUGGCUGGGGCUCCACAACUGUGGAGCAGCUGACGACGGCGCCGCGUCUCCACUACACGGCCAUCGUACAGCUGGAUCGUGUGUCUUGUACGAAGAACUACUUUGGCGCCGGCAUCGUCACCCACACCAUGUUCUGUGCGGGCAGCAAGUCGGGGCUGGGCGAAAGAGAUAGCUGCAUGGGUGAUUCGGGUGGUCCGCUGAUCACCCACAUUGAUGGUCGCUUCAAACUGCUCGGCAUUGUGUCCUGGGGCUUGGGUUGUGCUAAUGCACAUUAUCCGGGCGUUUAUACCCAUGUCACAGCCUAUAGCGAUUGGUUAUUGCGUACGGUGCCUAAUCUUUGGCCACUUAAUUAGAGCCUAUAUGAUUUUAAGUGCACACUUUUGUAUAUACAACAUUUACAAUGUAAUGCAUUUAAGCCUAUAUAUUUAUAUGUUGUUCCUAUAUAAUCCAAAUGUAAUCUUUAAAUAAUUGUACGCCUGUUGGUCUGAAAACAGUUUAUAGCUUGUAAUAAACUUGAAAUCUUGCUCGAGCCAUAAA